This is a messenger RNA of Protopolystoma xenopodis, 363 nucleotides long. Lineage: Eukaryota; Metazoa; Platyhelminthes; Monogenea; Polystomatidea; Polystomatidae. The record is from the annotation of a GenBank genome assembly.
AUGUCACCGUUAACCCCCAAAUGUCCAAAGUCCAAUGUUCCAUUCACAGUUACUCAUCCGACCACAACGCAGACGCUGCUGCUGCCGGUCACCGAUGCAUGGCCCUACAGGUUCCACCUGUGGAUGGAUGUACAGUUUAACUUGCUUACUUUAUGCACUACUUUAUUUCCUCUUUUCGCUUGUCUCAUGUUUUUCAGGCCUCUCUCUUCUUCACAUACAGGUCUGGCUAUCCUCUCCUGUCCGUUGGUGCGUAACGGGCCUCGGGCUGCACGAUUAAACCGGGGCUGUGGAUCCGUGUGGGGCCAGUGUUUUUUCUCCAGCCCCCGAAUCACAGUUGAGAUUAGCUCAGAACAUAUCACCUGA